AAACAAAAGUUAAAACGCCCUCACUGAUCUAAUUAGAAAGGAAAUCUGUGUUGAUCGAGAUGCCUUGGCUCUCGGUCUAAUUACUCUUCUGUGUUUGGGGCUAGUUAUCAAAAGGAGAAAAUGAAAGAGGUGCCAGAGAACUGUAUAUCUGAGAUCCUGUCAUUUACUACUCCUCGCGAUGCCUGCAGACUCGCAGCAGUCUCCAAGGCUUUUAGAUCUGCAGCUUCCUCAGACUCUCUCUGGGACAAAUGGCUUCCUGCCCAUUAUGCCCAAAUCCUCGCUAACUCUGUUUCUCCUAUCACUUUCUCUCCGAAAAAACAACUCUACUUUCACCUGUGUCAGUCAAUCUUUCUGAACGGAGGAACCCAGAGAUUUUGGCUACAAAGGCCAACUGGAAAAGUGUGUUAUUUGUUAUCUUCUAGAGAAUUAUCAAUCGUCUGGGGUGAUGAUGAACGCUAUUGGGGGUGGAGUCCUGGUGAAGUUGCGAAUUCCAGUUUCACGGAAGUGGCCGAAGUAAAGAAGGUUGCGUGGUUCGAGGUAAAGAGCAAAUUUGACUGCAGGCUGUUGUCGCCAAAUACAGACUACUCUUUGUCAUUUCUGAUUAAAUUUGGACCCCGCCCUAUUGGGUGGAAUGUGCUUCCCCUGAAAUUUUCUAUUACAACUGUAGAAGGUGAUGAAGUGAAAUCAGGUCGGCUGUUAAGGGACAGGGAAGGAGCAAGCAUAGAUCCAAAUUUGAAGAUCGCUCCUUUGAAUUAUCAAAGUAAUGGGUGGAUAGAAGUUGUUGCAGGGGAAUUUACUGUCAAAGCGUACACUGAUUCUGAGGUGCCAAGAUACGUGGAAUUCAGUAUGAAAGAGGUAGAUUCUGGUCGUUGGAAAUCUGGACUAUUUUUUGAUGGUGUUAGGAUUCAACCCAUAUCAGCUUAGUGGUUUUGGUAUGUAUCAGUUUUUGUUGUCGGAGUGGUUUUGUGACAUUUACAAAAUUGGUGUGAUGACGUUUCUAGAAUAAGAUUGUGUCAGAAAGCUGGUACUUGAGAUUGACUGUACUUGAGAUUAACUGCAGGCCUAUAAUUUUGAAUAAGGCUCUGUAAUAUAACCCAAAAUAUAUGAAUAUAGUUCCCCUCACCUUUGAAGGUAGAUAAUGUUUUCACCCUUCUUUCUCUCUGAUAUCUUUUAGGUUGUUGCCUACAGGGCAGCUCUUUUCUGCAUGUAAGAAUCUUCGCAUAAGAAUAGGAGCAUUUUCACUGUA
Molecule: messenger RNA, 1246 nt
Organism: Cryptomeria japonica (Japanese cedar)
Lineage: Eukaryota; Viridiplantae; Streptophyta; Pinopsida; Cupressales; Cupressaceae
Product: F-box protein At2g02240
Exons: 3
Coding region: 121-924 (267 amino acids)
Molecular function (GO): protein binding
Source: RefSeq, a predicted model, not a curated record